Messenger RNA from Asterias rubens (European starfish), 1778 nucleotides. Its product is annotated as tRNA 2'-phosphotransferase 1-like. The coding region runs from base 20 to 766 and encodes 248 amino acids. The record is from RefSeq and is a predicted model, not a curated record. Gene Ontology annotation, biological process: tRNA splicing, via endonucleolytic cleavage and ligation. Gene Ontology annotation, molecular function: tRNA 2'-phosphotransferase activity. Lineage: Eukaryota; Metazoa; Echinodermata; Asteroidea; Forcipulatida; Asteriidae. The transcript has 7 exons.
AGUAUCAAUAGACUGGGAAAUGCGAAUAGGUCUUUUUGAUCGCCGGCCGGUGUGUGCGGAUGGGAGUGAUAGUGAAUGUCACGUGAAAAUUGUUGUUGAUAUGGCUCAUCAUGGUUGGAAUGGAAGGAAGGAUGUUCAUCUGUCCAAGACACUGACCUACGUGUUGAGACACAAGGCUGUUGAGCUUGGAUUCAACAUUAACUCAGGUGGUUACGUCAAUGUAGAUGAUCUCCUUUCACAUUCUUUGUUUCGUCAAUACACACUGGAUGACAUCAAGGAAGCGGUUGCUAAUAGCGACAAACAACGCUUCACAUUAAGGAAAUGCCCCUCCUCAGAACAAUUUCAAAUAUGUGCCAAUCAAGGGCAUUCUUUUGUGUUGCCAGACUUGGAGCUGACACCUAUCACAGAUGUAUCUCAAUAUCCAACGGUGGUUCACGGCACGUACCUCAAGUUUUGGGAUUCAAUAAAAACCCAGGGCUUAAGUCGAAUGAAUCGAACGCAUGUUCAUUUUGCUCAGGGUGAACCAGGAGAAAGUAAUGUGAUUAGUGGGAUGAGGCGCUCCUGUGAAGUGAUGAUCUUCUUGAAUCUCGAAAAAGCGUUAAGUGCUGGGCUCUCAUUUCAAGUAUCAAAAAAUGGAGUGAUUUUGAGUUCAGGCGAUGCGAAUGGUCUUAUACAUCCACAGUACUUCAAGCAAGUCAUCAAAACGCGCCCACGUAAGUUGAACAUUUCUGUCAACAACUCAAUUUAUUUUGGCAAGGUAUUUUGAAGAUUUCACUGUUUAUGGUUUGUCUCAAAGUUCAUGACCUUUUGAAAUGAAAUUUGUGCAGGUUAGGUUAAUUGUAUUUACAUGCAUCUACAUUAUGAUCAAAACAAUCAAACAAGUACAGGUUUGACACAUUGCAUUUUUGUAUUUUUUAUUUCAGGUUGUUUGAUAUUUAGCGAUGGAAAAGCUGUUUGACUCUUUCUAGUAGAAAGAAAUCAAAACUUUUCUAUGGAAUUCUCAGGUCUAACGGGAUGCAGCUGUAUUUGUAACAUCAGAUAACUAUUCAUAAUUCAUCACCAAGAGUGGCAGAAAUGCACUUUCUUGGAAUGCUCAAACGGUGUAAAAAAUUGAGAAUAAUAUCUGCAUAAUAUGUCAACUUUUAGACUUUGCAUACAACACUGAACAGCUCAUGGUUUAGGUAGGGUAAAAGGUGUUUUUUGUGAACAUAGACACAAUAAAGUCACAUACGAAAGUUCAAGCUGAAUAAAAGAGUCUACUUGUCAAGUAGAUAGCAAUGGUUUCUCAGAAUAAAUGUCUUUGGAUGAAAAAUUAUCCGAAUCACAUUACUACAAAGGGAAUACUUUCUCAAAAUAGUUUAUACCAUCAUAGUUUAUACCAAAAUAGUUUACACAGCUGCAGUGCUUGUCACCAAGUUAGUUUUUAAGGCCAUUAAUUCUUUGAGUUUGAUAAAACACAACAGUCUGACGCGCUUACAUGAUUGAAAUACAUGUACAUGGAGAUGAGAUGAAUGAUAACAUCCUCCAAAAUUUACUUACCGCCCAUUUACAAGUGUUUUAAAACUAAAAACAUUUGGGCUGACUUUCACAGAGCUGCUUAAGCAGGACACCAGUCACCAGUCUGCCAUGUAGGUUGGCUGGUAACCUUAGUCUGGUUAGCAUAAUUUUGUUGUGCUUAGCAUCUUUUUAAAUCACUAUUAGACCAGGAGUAUUUAAAGGCACUGGGCACCUUUGGUAAUUGUCAAAGAUCAGUCUUCUCACUUGGAAUAUCUCAACAU